UGCCACAUUUGAGUGCCGAGAAGAGAAACAGAAUAGGAAAAAUGAAGGACACAGGAUGUCUCACAACACAUAUUCUCUCCAUGUUUUUCCUGUUUGUAUCCUGUUUUUCAUGGAAUUCGGCCAUUUAUAACAACAAUCAACGACCACAAGUGCGACCUAAAGGCUUGCAUUACCUGGUCAGGCCAGUGCAGACUGAGUUUUUCACUCGCCGAGGGGGUAAUGUUACCCUGCCCUGCCUCCUGCGGGUCAAACCCAACAAUUAUAAAGUGAAGUGGACAAAGCUAGAGGAAGAUAAGCUUGGUGUGGAGAACCUCAUACUGAUUACCAAUGGCGUGCAGCAGCGAGGUUAUGGACCUUUGGCAGUACGUUCCAGCUUGCGCAGGGUGAACCCAAUGGAGUCCUCUCUCCACAUCACUGAUGUUUCCUUGGAUGAUGAUGGGAGUUAUCGUUGUGAGCUCAUAAAUGGCCUUGAGGAUGAAAGCAUUACUCUGACUCUACAUCUUGAAGGAGUUGUAUUUCCUCUCCAAAACGUCAAUGGCCGCUACAAAUACAAGUAUUAUGAAGCAGAAAAGGCUUGUGAGGAUCAAGACGCUAGACUGGCUACAUUUUCACAGCUUUAUAAAGCAUGGUUAAAUGGCCUAGACUGGUGCAACGCCGGUUGGCUCAAGGACGGCACUGUUCACUACCCAAUCAUCCACUCCAGAGAGCAGUGUGGUGGGAAAGAACUUCUUCCAGGAAUCCGCAGUUACGGGCAACGGGAUAAAAUCAACGACCAAUUUGAUGCAUUCUGCUUUACAUCGACGAUUAAAGGUCAAGUUUACUUCACCAAGGGUCGCAAGACUUUCAGAGAUGCUGUGCAGUCCUGCCAGAGUCAAGGUGCUGAAAUUGCUACGGUAGGCCAGCUAUAUGCAGCUUGGCAUUUCUCUCGAUUGGACCGCUGUGAUGGUGGUUGGCUCGCUGAUGGCAGCGUUCGCUUCCCUAUCACCACCCCCCGGGCUCGUUGUGGUGGACUACUUGAACCUGGGGUGCGUAGUUUUGGAUACCCAAAAAAGGCUUUGCGUUCCUAUGGGGUCUACUGUUACCACAUCAAGUAAAUCAGAAUAGUAAGCGACAGCAGGGAAAAGACAGAAAAGAGUGCCUCAUGUUUCUUGGCGAACACAAACUCCGGUUUUGGUUUCAUUUCUUGCCAGUAAUGCCUGUUGCUCCACAGAGUUAAUAGGUCCCAAGUAUAUCUGACGUUUGCCAUUAUGUAUUUUGGGAAGAGUUUUUCCACUAUUUAUUUUUACUUAAAUCAGUAAGUUGCUAUUCAAGAAAAACUCUUUUUGUUCUACUUUUUUUGAAUAUGAAUCUGGAAAAGCUCCUACAGCUCCUUUUGCGCAAAGCAUCCUAUUCACUGUAAGUCCUAUUUCCAUUUCUCAGAAGAUGUCUAUUACACCAACUGUCACUGCCCUUAGAGAAAAAUGAGCAUGGCUGAUCUCACUUUCCGUGUGUUUCUUUUGCAAGUGUGAGUAUCGCAUCUGAACAGUGAACAGGGUCAGCAGUGCACAGAGAAAUAUAUAAAGCAGCUGAAGAUCCGUUACCAGUCUUAAUCAUAUCACAUUCAUGCAGCAGUCUGAUCUGCCCAGAGAGCAAAGGAAGAGGCCAUGCUGAGCACAAGAAAAGUCAAACAGAGCUUUAAUAACAAAAAACAUUUUAUUUUUGAUUUUAUGAAGUGCUGCUAUUAAAACCAAAGCCUGUAGGGUUUGUUUUUAAUUAGUUUGCUCAACAAUUAAUGCACCAUUUGACUAGCAUGGUUUUUGUGACUUGUCAAUGUUGUACCUUCUUCAGAGUUAUUAUCACUGUGUCCUGCUUAUUAACUGAUAUGUAUUUGUGUUCUUUCCUUAGCCACAUUAUUAACUUUAUUAUUACUUGACUCCAUCCUUCAGUGUAAUAUUCCAUUUUUGAAAAAUGAUUGCUACCUGUUCUGCCUUUCUGAAAAUAAAAGUGCUUCUGAACAGAAAA
Messenger RNA from Polypterus senegalus (gray bichir), 2001 nucleotides. It is a transcript of the gene hapln2, whose product is annotated as hyaluronan and proteoglycan link protein 2. The record is from RefSeq and is a predicted model, not a curated record. Gene Ontology annotation, biological process: cell adhesion. The coding region runs from base 42 to 1094 and encodes 350 amino acids. The transcript is spliced from 6 exons. Gene Ontology annotation, molecular function: hyaluronic acid binding. NCBI's taxonomy places the organism in Eukaryota, Metazoa, Chordata, Cladistia, Polypteriformes, Polypteridae.